UGGUUCGAUUAUUCGUGUCACCAUGGAUUCCCACGAGGACAGCAAUCACAGCUACAGCCAGUUCGCCUGCAUUGGCGCCGGCUUCUCAGGUAUCGGCCUUGGCGCGACCCUGAAGCGAUGGUACGGCAUCAGCGACAUCCGCUUCUUCGAGCGACACGACCAGCUCGGCGGCACCUGGUACAUCAACCAGUACCCAGGUGCUGCCUGUGACGUGCCCAGCGCGCUGUACAGCUACUCCUUCGAGCCAAACCCCAACUGGUCUCGCGUGCUCCCCUCCCACGACGAGCUCUGGGCAUACCAGCGCCGCGUGGCCGACAAAUACGGCCUGAUCCCCAACAUGACCUUUGGCGUCGUUGUCCAGCGCUGCGAAUGGGUCGAGUCCAAGAAACGCUGGCGCCUGCACGUCCACCACUCCAAGACCGACAGCGUCUUCACCCACGAGUGCCAAUUCCUCUUUUCCGGCACCGGCCAACUCGUCCAGCCCCGCGACCUCGACGUGCCGGGCGUCGACACGUUCAAGGGCGCCAUCUUCCACUCCUCGCGCUGGCGGCACGACGUAGACCUGACGGGAAAACGCGUGGUCGUCAUCGGCAACGGCUGCACCGGCGCCCAGAUCGUGCCCUCCAUCGUCGGCAAGACGGCGCACCUGACCCAGAUUGUCCGGUCCAAGCACUGGAUCCUCCCCGCCAUCGAUGGGAAGCGCACCGACGCGAUGCGUAUGUUGUUCAAGUACAUCCCGGGGAGCAUGGCGCUGCAGCGCCUGGUGGUGUUUUUGGUGGCCGAGAACGACCUGCGCGGGUUCCCGAUGACCAAGUCGGGCGCGCGGUUCCGGCGGAAGAAGCGCGAGGGGGCAGAGAGGUACAUGCGGGCGACGGCGCCGGAGAAGUACCAUGAUUUGCUGAUCCCGGAUUUCGAGGUCGGGUGCAAACGACGUAUCUUCGAUUCUGGGUACCUGGAAUGCUUGCACGCGGAGAAUCUGACGCUGACGGGCGAUCAGGCCAUCGAGGUCACGCCCGAGGGGGUGCGGACGGAGAAGGGGUUCAUCGAGGCCGACGUCAUCGUGCUUGCAAAUGGGUUUGUGACCAACUCGUUCCUAGGUGACGUUGAGGUCCAAGGCCUGACGGAGACGUUGGCUCAGCACUGGGAGAAGUUUGGUGGUGCAGAGGCGUACAAUUGCUCGGCCAUGAGCGGGUUUCCCAAUUUCUUCUUGCUGUUCGGACCGAAUGCGGCUACGGGGCACACAUCCGCCAUUAUGGCCGCCGAGAAUUCCAUUAACUAUGCUCUUCGCGUGAUCAAGCCCGUCCUCGAUGGGAAGGCGAGCGCCGUAGAUCUCCGGCUCGAGGCAGAGCAGCACUACGUGGACCAGAUCCAGGACGAUUUGCAGAAGACGGUGUGGAACUCGGGAUGCCAGAGCUGGUACGUCGAGGAGAAUGAGCAAGGACGCAAGUGGAAUGCUAUGAGUUACCCGUACUCGCAGGCCUAUUAUUGGUACAGGAGCCUGUUCCCUGUCUGGCGAGAUUGGGAGUUCUAUGAGCCGACGACACGCAAACCAUCGAGUCUCUGCCGCAGGAUUUUCAGAACGAUAUUCUUUAAGAGAGGCAUCUUCACCGCAGGUAUCCUAUCCUACCUCGCCUGGAGACACCAGUGGGAUAUCCGAAGACUUGCUCUCCUGUUGGUACACCGGCUGAAGACGCUCUUGGGUAUGUCUCGUGUGCAAUGGUGACCCCCAGUGUGCAUAGUCUGUGUCAGGCUACUACUGUUGUAUUUUAGUUAGAAUUAAUUAGUAGACUUCUGCAAUUUCUCUCUAACCGCAGACUUGGGAGCCAAAUGCAUCCACACUUUAUCGCCA
This is a messenger RNA of Phialemonium atrogriseum, 1849 nucleotides long. RefSeq lists its product as uncharacterized. Gene Ontology annotation, molecular function: N,N-dimethylaniline monooxygenase activity; flavin adenine dinucleotide binding; NADP binding. The coding region runs from base 23 to 1723 and encodes 566 amino acids. NCBI's taxonomy places the organism in Eukaryota, Fungi, Ascomycota, Sordariomycetes, Cephalothecales, Cephalothecaceae. The record is from RefSeq and is a predicted model, not a curated record. The transcript is spliced from 3 exons.